Danaus plexippus (monarch butterfly) is the source of this 2386-nucleotide messenger RNA. It is a transcript of the gene Rep, whose product is annotated as rab proteins geranylgeranyltransferase component A 1. Gene Ontology annotation, molecular function: GDP-dissociation inhibitor activity. The transcript has 9 exons. Lineage: Eukaryota; Metazoa; Arthropoda; Insecta; Lepidoptera; Nymphalidae. Bases 114 to 1679 code for a protein of 521 amino acids. The record is from RefSeq and is a predicted model, not a curated record. Gene Ontology annotation, biological process: small GTPase-mediated signal transduction; intracellular protein transport; vesicle-mediated transport. Gene Ontology annotation, cellular component: nucleus; cytoplasm; Rab-protein geranylgeranyltransferase complex.
GACAGCAGUCAGAGAAAGUAAAAAAUCCUUUGUACAGUUGCGACUUGGAGCCCAUUUUUCAAUUAUUUAUAAAUCUGAAAAUAUAUUAGCUGCUAAAGAAUUGAAGAUCAAAAAUGGACGACGAUUUACCUACAGACUUCCAAGUCAUCGUCGUGGGGACGGGCAUGGUUGAGUCCAUCGUAGCUGCAGCGUGCAGUCGAAUAGGCAAAAAUGUGCUACAUCUAGACUCGAGUGACCACUAUGGGGGUCUUUGGGCCUCAUAUAAUUUUGAGGGUCUUCAGAAAUUUAUUAAGGAAAUUAACUCGGACCCAAACAGGCAACUCCAGGUGUACAACUUGAUUGAAAAGUGGUAUAUUGAUAAAGACUCACCUCAAGAGGAAACGAAACAAGAGACUGAAGAUGAAAAGACUGAGCCCCCCAAGAAGAUAUGGAGCCAAGCCGACUUUGCUUCCGAGUACAGGAAGUUUAAUAUUGACAUGACACCAAAGCUGCUGUUUUCCCGCGGGCCGUUAGUGGAGCUCCUAAUAUCUUCGAAUAUUGCUCGUUAUGCUGAGUUCCGUUGCGUGACACGUGUUCUCACUUGGCUCAAUGACAAGUUGAAUCCUGUCCCCUGUUCCCGGGCUGACGUGUUCGCUACGGAGGCUGUCAGCAUCGUGGAGAAGAGGAUGCUCAUGAAAAUGCUCACUUCCAUCGUAGGGUACAAUGAAGAAGAGAUGGACAAUGAAUUUAAGGAUUGGACCGACAAAUCCUUCAAGGACUACCUGACUCACAAGGGUCUGACACCGAAUCUGAUCCACUACGUGUUGUACGCUAUCGCCGGCGGUUCUGACGCUAUGCCGUGUCUGGAGGGUGUUAGGGAAUGCAAGAAGUUCCUGAUGAGUCUCGGCCGCUAUGGGAACACGCCGUUCCUUUGGCCGAUGUACGGCAGCGGGGAACUGCCUCAGGGCUUCUGUCGAUUAUGCGCGGUAUUCGGCGGCGUGUAUUGCUUGAAUCGUCCGAUAGAUUCGGUCGAGACUAAGACGGGUGACGAAGGGAAAGAGAUCGUGGUCAUCGGCAGCAAGGCCAAGAACUUGAAUUGCGAUCAUCUAGUCAUCGGUAUAAACGAGUGUCCCAAGGAUCUACUGUCCUCGGAGCCGAGCGAGAGCUCGGAUAUAUCCAAGGCUAUAUUCAUUACCAAUGGCACUAUAAUGCCAAGCGAGAAAGAACCGCUGACCCUACUGAGAUUCCCGCCGCUAGAUGAAGGUGACAACCCUGUUACUGUUCUUGAAGUCGGACCAGCCACCGGCUCCUGCCCUAAAGGCCUCUUCGCCGUUUACUUCAUAACGAACAAGGUUAAGGAUGCCGAGAGUGAUCUCAUGAAGUACGCGGAGAAGAUCUUCGACAUGACUGGAGACCAGACCAAGGCUGGAGACAAGCCGACGUGCCUGUGGUCUCUGUUCUACAACGUGAAGGAUGUGAGCGCGGGAGUACGUGACGGUGUUGAGACGGUCCACGUGUGUGCCGGACCAGACGCCGGGCUGGACUUCGACCGCGCCGUACUCCAGGCGGAACAAAUCUUCAAGAAGAUCUGCCCGGGCGAGGAGUUCUUGCCCCGCGCCCCGGAUCCUGAAGACAUCGUCUUCGAGGAUGACGUCACUCACGGGCCGGAGUUCCGCGGCGACGAAGGAGACAAAGAGUAAAGAUCUAGAUAAUACAGCACGUCUUACAGUUAUAGAUUUAGCGUUUUAACUAUUUCAAGGUCAAUUCGAUGCCUGCUGAAAAUAUGUGUUUACAAUACUUGUAGCAUUUAGAUCAUUGUACGCAGCUUACAUCGAUUAUAACAUAUCUGAAUAGUGUAGACAUUUUAACUGAAUAUAUAUUGAUCUCCUGUAAACACGUGCUGGUUAGCUGUAAGGUGUAAUCCAACUAAGAUUUUAUAAGCUUUCGCUUCGAUUAAUGCAUUCCGGCUGGUGUGGAAGGUUUGGGAUACGGGACGUGCUAAUAUUUCGCGCGGGUUGCAUUUGUUUUUUGUAUUCAUAGUUUUUGUAUGACAUUGAAAAUUCUCAUAACGAAUUUUAUUUUUAUAUGAUGCUGGGUUAUCUUGACGCGUCGCAAGAGAAACUUUAAGCUUGAUUGAUUGGAUAUUUUUUUAUAAAAAUUAUUAAUAAGUGCAAUAUUGAUGUAUCAAUUGUUUUAUAUAAUAUUUUUAAUAUAAAAAUGAUGGCGGUUGGUAGAGGUCGUGCGACGUGAUGUUGGCACACCAGUCAUAGGCAUAAAAUGUAUCACAUACUAAUUUUUUUUGUAUUAUUAAGUUAUUUAGCACUCUCAAUCGUAUUUAUUGUCAAAUAAACUUUGCAUGAUGAUGCAACUGCAUAUGAUAAUUCCAUUAAAUUGUGAUUAUUAGAAA